CGCAUACGUCUCCGCACGAGAAGAAAUUGGCGAAUUGAUAAUGGGGAGGCCGGCGGCGGACGGAGGCCGGUGCAAGAGGCACCCGAAGCACCGGCAGUCGGUCGGGGUUUGUCCCUUCUGCCUCAGGGAGAAGCUCUAUCAGCACCUCUCGACCUCUUCCUCCGCUGCUGCGGGUCUUUCUUCGUCGUGCUCUUCGUCGCUGUACUCGGACGAUGACGACGGCUCCGAUGACGUCUCUUCUUCGGCUUCCUCGCCUCCACGACUCCAUGAAAUGAAGCGGGCUAGGGUGGUUACUGGUCGGCUGACGAAGAGUCGGUCGUUGAUGUUCGCCGUCAGAGGCCGUCGUCGGAAGGAAGAGGAGGAGAAGAAGAAAGACAAGGAGUUGAAGGUGACGAAAGAGAGGUUUUGGAGUAAGCUAUUUGGUGCUUCGAGUAAGAAGAAGAAGAAACAGGAUCAAGGUGGUGGUAGUUUGCUGCAUUCUCUGACCUUCAAAGAAAAGCCUUCAGUAAAAUGGAUCUAAUUAUAAGAUAAUUCUCAAAUCAUACAUGUUUAUUUUAUUCAUUUGUUUCUUAUUUAAAUGAUAAUAUCAGUUAUAUUUAUGUAAUUAAUUGUCCUAAAAAUUACCUUGUUUAAUGGAAGAUAAUGUAUGAGAGAGAUGGAUAUUUUAAUAACUUUGGUUAAUUUA
Molecule: messenger RNA, 685 nt
Organism: Zingiber officinale
Lineage: Eukaryota; Viridiplantae; Streptophyta; Magnoliopsida; Zingiberales; Zingiberaceae
Exons: 1
Coding region: 41-520 (159 amino acids)
Source: RefSeq, a predicted model, not a curated record